AUGGCGUCAACAACAAACCCAGACUUUGGAGCCAAUACCGAAGCCACUGAAGUUGCCAAAGCAUUUACCGAUGGUAUUCGUGGCAAAACUGUCCUCAUCACUGGAGUCAACCGUGGAGGUAUUGGCUUUGCAACCGCACAGGCUUUUUCCACUCAGUCCCUGGCACAUGUAAUUCUCGCCGGCCGUAGUGCUUCCAAGGCGAAGGAGAGCAUCGAUGAACUCAAGGCCGAGUUCCCAGAUGUAGACUACCGGUUCUUGGAGGUCGACCUCUCUAGUCAAGCAUCCGUCCGCAAUGCAGCCAAAGAAGUCCUUUCCUGGUCCGAUAUACCUGCUAUUGAUUUGAUCAUCAACAGCGCCGGCGUCAUGGCCGUUCAAGAGCGCAUUCUAUCCAAGGAUGGUAUUGAAAUGCAUCUGGCAACCAACCACAUUGGUCACUGGCUUCUCAGCUGCCUCCUAAUGCCCAAGCUCAUCAAAGCAUCCGAGGGCAAACCAAAGGGUUCCGUUCGUAUCGUCAAUGUCACUUCUGCCUCGCCUAUGGUGUCAAACAUGCGCUGGAGCGACAUGAACUUUGACAAGAAGAACAAAGACCUUCCUCAAGAGGAGCAGCCAAACUAUGAGUUCUUCAAACUUUGGGGAUAUGAAAACAGUGAAGAAACUGCUUAUGUUCCCCUCGAUGGGUACAAUCGCAGCAAAGUUGCCAACGUCCUUUUCGGCAUCGAGGCUAACAAGCGUCUCUUUGAAAAGCACGGCAUUCUCACUCUUGCUGCUCACCCUGGUGUCAUCAUGACGACUGAGCUGGGAAGAAACUUUCCCAAAGAAACGCUGGAAGCUGCUAAAAAGCUGGGGUCGAUGGGCUUUUAUACUCACAAGUCGUUAGAAGCCGGGGCUUCGACUAGUCUUGUUGCGGCAUUGGAUCCAAAGCUUGCCAACGGAAUUGGAGAGACUCAUGAAGGGAGUGACAAUUAUGGAGCGUAUCUUGCUGAUUGUCGGAUCAGUACGGGAGCGAAGCCGCUGGCUGUUUCGAGCAGUGAGGCUAAGAAACUGUGGGAUUUCUCUGAGGAGGCAACUGGACAGAAGUUCUCGUGGUAA
Messenger RNA from Fusarium odoratissimum NRRL 54006, 1089 nucleotides. RefSeq lists its product as uncharacterized. The transcript is spliced from 2 exons. NCBI's taxonomy places the organism in Eukaryota, Fungi, Ascomycota, Sordariomycetes, Hypocreales, Nectriaceae. The record is from RefSeq and is a predicted model, not a curated record. The coding region runs from base 1 to 1089 and encodes 362 amino acids.